This is a messenger RNA of Darwinula stevensoni, 2095 nucleotides long. Lineage: Eukaryota; Metazoa; Arthropoda; Ostracoda; Podocopida; Darwinulidae. The record is from the annotation of a GenBank genome assembly.
UGCGAAUGCAGCAUAUUGGUUCGAUACUAAUUCGGGAAAUUGGAUUAGUAGCACGUAUUAUAUGAGUGAAAUGCCAGAAUGGGCGAAAAAUUUUAAUGCACAAAAAAGAUCGGAUAAACUCAUGCAAACGCCAUGGAAUACGCUUUUGCCCAUCUCGCAAUAUACUGAAAGCGAAGCAGAUAAACAAGAUUACGAGGUAAAUUUACCUUUAGAAUCGGAGCCAACUUUUCCACACCAAAUAAAAAAUUAUGCUGCGUUGCCUAUUUCUCCUUAUGGUAAUACUUUGACUAAAGAGUUUGCACUUGCCGCACUUAAAAAUGAACGACUUGGGCAAGGUGUUGUAACUGAUUUUUUGUGCAUUAGCUUUUCUUCGCCAGAUUAUAUUGGACAUUCUUUUGGCACGCACGCUAUUGAAAUACAGGACUGUUAUUUGCGCCUGGAUAGAGAUAUUGCCGAAAUUUUGACUACGCUCGACCAAACGCUUGGAAAAGAUAACUAUUUAACCUUUUUGACGGCAGAUCACGGUGUGGCAGAUAUUCCUGCAUUUUUGCAAAAACAUAAAAUUCCGGCAGGUGUUGUAGAAGGUGCAAAACAAUCUAAUUAUGUUCAACAAGCCUUAGCUGCGGCUUUGGGCGAGGGAAAAUGGGUGCUUGCGAGCAUGAAUAAUCAACUUUAUCUGAACCAGGAUUUAAUGGAUGAGAAAAAAGUAAGUCUUUCACAAGUUACCGAAAUAGCAAAAAAAACAUUGUUGACUGGCGACUCUCCGCUAUAUCAAAUUUUUGAUUUUCAGCAUUUUAAUGAAGUGGUUUUACCUGAUUAUUACCGAAAUUUAAUUAAUGGCAUUUACAACCCUAAGCGGAGUGGCAAUAUUAUGAUGAUAUAUGAGCCUGCUUGGUUUAUUGGAAAUAAAAAAGGAACGACACAUGGCGCAAUGUGGAAUUAUGACACCCACGUUCCGUUGCUAUGGUAUGGUUGGAAAAUUCCGCAUGGCGAAACGGUAGAACGUACCCAUAUUUCGGAUAUAGCACCUACGCUGGCAGUUUUACUAAAAAUUUUGGAGCCAAAUGGUUGUGUUGAAGGUGCGUUUAAAGCACUCAAAGGAGAAAAUAAACUGACAGAACUCAAUGUUGCCGAAUCUAUCAAAGAAAUUCGUCGUGCAUUGGUCGCUGCCGAUGUAAAUUAUAAAAUAUCUAAAGAAUUUACAGAUAAAAUAAAGGAUAAAGCCAUGGGCUCCGAAAACGUGCUGAAAGCCGUUAAGCCGGGCGAGCUGAUGGUCAAAAUAGUUUUCGAUGAGCUGGUCGAGCUAAUGGGAGGACAGUCUGUUGGCAUCAAUUUGAAAGGCAGCCCUUCGGUCAUUUUGAUUGCAGGAUUGCAGGGUUCGGGGAAAACCACUUUUUCGGGCAAAUUAGCAUUUUAUCUAAAAACAAAACGGGCAAAAAAACCAUUAUUGGUGGCUUGUGAUGUGUAUCGACCAGCUGCGAUUGACCAAUUAAGUGUUUUGAGUGAACAGAUUGGCGUAUCUAUUUAUAAAGAAAUUGAAAACAAAAACCCUGUUGAAAUUGCACAGCACGCUGUUGCGGAAGCCAAAUCGAAAGGUUAUGAUGUGGUGAUUGUCGAUACUGCGGGUCGUCUGGCGGUUGAUGAAGAUAUGAUGGCUGAAAUCGCCAACAUCAAAAAUGCCAUUCAACCUACCGAAACGCUUUUUGUAGUCGAUUCUAUGACGGGGCAAGAUGCCAUCAAUACAGCUACAACUUUCCACGAGCGCAUUAAUUAUGAUGGUGUAGUAUUAACAAAACUUGAUGGCGAUACUCGCGGUGGUGCGGCACUUUCUAUCAAGUAUAGCGUAGGCAAGCCCAUCAAAUUCGUCAGUAUGGGCGAAAAAAUGGAUACUUUAGAUGUCUUUUACCCCGAUAGGAUGGCACAACGCAUUUUGGGUAUGGGAGACAUUGUUUCGCUUGUCGAGAAAGCACAAGAACAAUUUGACGACGCCGAAGCGAAACGAAUUGAAAAGAAAAUUCGCCGCAAUCAAUUUGAUUUUAAUGACUUUUUGAGCCAGAUUAAUCAAAUCAAAAAAAUGGGUGAUUUAAAAAGCAUU